Molecule: messenger RNA, 318 nt
Organism: Lactuca saligna
Lineage: Eukaryota; Viridiplantae; Streptophyta; Magnoliopsida; Asterales; Asteraceae
Source: the annotation of a GenBank genome assembly
AUGGAUAACAUAUGGGUGGUCCCGUAUAACCCAAAGUUGUUAAUGAUGCUUAACUGUCAUAUGAAUGUUGAGGUUAGCUCGAGUAUAACCUCUGUGAAAUAUGUAUUUAAGUAUAUAUACAAGGGUCAUGACGAACAAGUUAUCAAUACUGAUCUAGAUGGACAACCUAUUGUUAUCGAUGAGAUAAAACAGUUUCACGAUGCACGAUAUGUCUCGCCUCCCGAGGCAAUAUGGAGGAUUUUUAGCUUCCCUCUUUCGCGAUAUACACCUUUGUGUGAUGUAUUUGCAGGUACAUCUCCCAAAUCAGCAGAUGGUUAG